Messenger RNA from Misgurnus anguillicaudatus (oriental weatherfish), 5672 nucleotides. It is a transcript of the gene smarca4b, whose product is annotated as SWI/SNF related BAF chromatin remodeling complex subunit ATPase 4b. Gene Ontology annotation, molecular function: histone binding; ATP binding. Gene Ontology annotation, cellular component: nucleus. Lineage: Eukaryota; Metazoa; Chordata; Actinopteri; Cypriniformes; Cobitidae. Gene Ontology annotation, biological process: regulation of DNA-templated transcription. The record is from RefSeq and is a predicted model, not a curated record.
CUGUGUCCACAGCGGCGCUCCGUACAUCAACCGAAUGAACGGAACCGAAUGUCACGCGGCGCUCGGUACAUCAACAUCAACCGAAUGAACGGAGCUGAUGAGCGUCGUGAUUAUCUCGAGCGCUUCCCUUCAGCUUCACUCAUUUAUUACACUGCCGGUUCAGUCUGAGGUAUGUCCACCCCAGAGCCCCCGCUAGGAGGGACACAAUGUCCAGGACCCUCGCCAGGUCCGGGGCCUUCUCCUGGGACCGUUCUGGGUUCAGGGCUUUCCCCUGGAUCUUCACACAGUAUGAUGGGCCCCAGCCCCGGACCACCGACCUCAACAGGACACGCUUUUCCUCAACAAGGAUCUGCAGGAUACAAUCAGGAAAACUUACACCAAAUGCACAAAUCAGUGGAUGAGAACCUUCCAGAAGACGCUCGUUUCACCCAGAUGAAAGUUGUUCCGAUGAGGAGCGGACACGGCGGUCUGGUGCGUCCUGGAAGCCCCAUGGAGCAGCACUCUCAAGGUUACCCGUCACCGCUGGGCUCCUCAGAACACGUGUCCAGUCCUGUGUCUGCCAGCGGGCCUCCGUCAGGUCCUCUUCUGUCCACCUCGGCCUCAUUAGAGGGCGUGGACAGCCAGACUCUACAGCAGAGCCGCCCGGGAACCCAAAGCGCUGGAACCGGCUCUGGGAGCGCCACGGGUUCAUCCUCCAGCCCGACACCCUUCAACCAGAGUCAGCUGCACCAGCUGCGGGCACAGAUCAUGGCAUAUAAGAUGCUGGCUCGUGGACAGCCCCUUCCAGACCACCUACAGAUGGCGGUGCAGGGCAAGCGGCCCAUGCCAGGCAUGCAGCACGGACAGUCUUUGUCCGGUUUGCCCGCUGCUGGUGGAGGCGGUGCUGGUUUCAGCCGAGGGCAUGUUUGUGCCGGCUGUUCCGCAGGGAUGAUGGGACCCAGCAUGCCCCCGCCUGGACCCUCCGGAGUCCCGUCUGGUGUUCAAGGCCAGAAUCACAAUGGACCUCCAAAACCAUGGCCCGACGGUCCUAUGGUUAAUGCAGCUACCCCUUCAAAUGCUUCUCAAAAACUGAUGCCCCCGCAGCCCACCGGACGCCCUUCCCCUGCACCCCCUUCUGUUCCACCGGCCGCCUCCCCCGUCAUGCCGCCACAAACCCAGUCGCCAGGUCACCUGUCUCACCCGUCUCAACCCACGACCGUUGUCCCUCUGCACCAGAAACAGAACCGUGUUACGCCCGUUCAGAAGCCGUGCGGCUUGGACCCGGUGGAAAUACUUCAGGAGAGAGAGUACAGACUCGAAGCUCGUAUUGCCCACCGCAUUCAGGAGCUGGAGAACCUCCCCGGCUCUCUCCCUGGAGAUUUGCGCACCAAAGCGACGGUCGAGUUAAAAGCUCUCCGACUGCUCAACUUCCAGAGACAGCUGAGACAGGAGGUGGUGGUGUGCAUGAGGCGAGAUACGGCCUUAGAAACCUCACUGGAUGCUAAAGCCUACAAGCGCAGUAAGAGACAAUCGCUACGCGAAGCCCGAAUCACAGAGAAAUUGGAGAAACAGCAGAAGAUCGAGCAGGAACGAAAGCGCAGACAGAAACAUCAGGAAUAUCUCAACAGCAUCCUGCAGCACGCCAAGGACUUCAAGGAAUAUCAUCGUUCCAUCACCGCAAAGAUGCAGAAACUGACCAAAGCCGUGGCCACGUAUCACGCUAACACUGAACGAGAGCAGAAGAAGGAAAACGAGAGAAUUGAGAAAGAGAGAAUGAGAAGACUUAUGGCUGAAGAUGAGGAGGGUUACAGGAAACUCAUUGAUCAGAAGAAGGACAAACGUCUAGCGUAUCUGCUCCAGCAGACCGAUGAAUACGUGGCAAACCUGACGGAGCUUGUGCGCGCUCAUAAAGCUGUACAGGCUUUAAAAGAGAAGAAGAAGAAGAAGAAGAGAAAGAAGAAGCUAGAAAACGCUGAUGGACAGACUAUAGCUCUGGGACCAGAUGGAGAGCCCCUGGAUGAGACAAGUCAGAUGAGUGAUCUUCCAGUGAAGGUGAUCCAUGUGGACAGUGGGAAGAUUUUGACCGGAGUGGACGCUCCUAAAGCCGGGCAGCUGGACACAUGGUUGGAGAUGAAUCCGGGUUAUGAAGUCGCUCCACGAUCAGACAGUGAAGACUCUGGAUCGGAGGAAGACGAGGAAGAGGAAGAGGAACCUCCUCCAUUGCUGCCUUCUCAAACUCCUGCAGACGAGAAGAAGAAGAUCCCAGACCCAGACAGUGAAGACGUUUCUGAGGUGGACGCUCGUCACAUUAUAGAGCAUGCUAAACAAGAUGUAGAUGAUGAGUACGGCAGUGCUUCGUUUGCUCGUGGGUUACAGUCAUAUUACGCCGUGGCUCAUGCAGUUACUGAGAGAGUAGACAAACAAUCAUCACUACUAAUCAAUGGUCAACUCAAACAAUACCAGAUCAAGGGUUUGGAGUGGCUGGUGUCUCUGUAUAACAAUAAUCUGAAUGGGAUCCUGGCCGAUGAGAUGGGUUUGGGGAAAACGAUUCAAACCAUCGCUCUGAUCACGUACCUCAUGGAGAACAAGCGUCUGAACGGACCGUACCUCAUCAUCGUACCGCUCUCGACUCUUUCUAACUGGGUCUAUGAGUUCGAUAAAUGGGCGCCAUCGGUUGUGAAAGUCUCGUACAAGGGAUCUCCAGCCGCUAGAAGAGCUUUCGUACCGCAGCUGCGCAGCGGCAAGUUCAAUGUGCUGCUCACCACGUACGAAUACAUCAUCAAAGACAAGCAGGUUUUGGCAAAGAUUCGCUGGAAGUACAUGAUAGUGGAUGAAGGGCAUCGGAUGAAGAACCAUCACUGUAAGCUGACGCAGGUGUUGAACACGCAUUAUCUGGCCCCGCGGCGAGUGCUGCUGACCGGGACGCCGCUGCAGAACAAACUCCCAGAACUCUGGGCGCUUCUCAACUUCCUGUUGCCCACCAUCUUCAAGAGCUGCAGCACGUUUGAGCAGUGGUUCAAUGCACCGUUCGCCAUGACUGGAGAGAAGGUGGAUCUAAAUGAGGAGGAGACCAUCCUGAUCAUUCGCCGCCUGCACAAGGUGCUCCGCCCCUUCCUGUUACGUCGACUGAAGAAGGAGGUGGAGGCACAACUGCCGGAGAAGGUGGAGUAUGUGAUCAAGUGUGAUAUGUCGGCUCUUCAGAGGGUCUUGUAUCGACACAUGCAAGCUAAAGGAGUUCUGCUCACUGACGGAUCUGAGAAAGACAAGAAGGGUAAGGGUGGCACUAAGACUUUGAUGAACACCAUUAUGCAGCUGAGAAAGAUUUGUAAUCACCCGUACAUGUUUCAGCAAAUCGAGGAAUCUUUCUCUGAGCAUUUGGGUUUCUCGGGUGGCAUCGUUCAAGGGCCCGACUUAUAUCGAGCUUCAGGAAAGUUUGAGGUUCUGGAUCGUAUUUUACCCAAAUUACGAGCGAGCAAUCACAAAGUUCUGCUCUUCUGCCAAAUGACAUCAUUGAUGACCAUAAUGGAGGAUUAUUUCGCUUAUCGCAACUUCAAAUAUCUGCGUUUGGACGGCACAACUAAAGCAGAGGAUCGUGGGAUGCUGCUAAAGACGUUUAAUGAUCCAGCCUCGCAGUAUUUUAUAUUCUUGCUGAGCACCAGGGCAGGCGGACUGGGACUCAAUCUUCAAAGCGCAGAUACGGUCAUCAUAUUCGACAGCGACUGGAAUCCUCACCAGGACCUGCAGGCUCAGGACCGAGCGCACCGGAUCGGGCAGCAGAACGAGGUGCGAGUUCUUCGUCUUUGCACCGUGAACAGCGUGGAAGAGAAGAUACUGGCGGCUGCUAAAUACAAGUUGAAUGUAGAUCAAAAGGUGAUCCAGGCUGGCAUGUUUGACCAGAAAUCUUCAAGUCAUGAGCGCAGAGCCUUUUUACAAGCUAUUCUGGAGCAUGAAGAGCAAGACGAGAACAAUGUUUUGGGAAAUCAAGUCUUAAAGCUAAAAGAAUGUUUUCAGGAAGAGGAUGAGGUGCCGGACGAUGAAACUGUCAAUCAGAUGAUCGCUCGCAGUGAAGAGGAGUUUGACCAGUUUAUGCGCAUGGAUUUGGAUCGGCGCCGCGAAGAAGCCCGGAACCCAAAGCGAAAACCUCGAUUGAUGGAGGAAGACGAGCUGCCCACCUGGAUCAUGAAGGACGAUGCUGAGGUGGAAAGGCUCACCUGUGAGGAAGAGGAGGAGAAGAUGUUCGGCCGUGGCUCUCGUCAGAGAAAAGAGGUCGAUUACAGCGAUUCGCUCACAGAGAAACAGUGGCUAAAGGUCAGACGUCAAAACACCUGUUCACAGAGGCCCUCGCCCAUACACGAAGGCCUCGUGUUUUUGAUUAUGUGCUCCUUUGUCUCCCAGGCGAUUGAAGACGGUACACUGGAGGAGAUCGAAGAAGAAGUGCGGCACAAGAAAACGGCUCGGAAGAGGAGGCGCGGCCGAGACGCGGACGCGGUUCCUUCCACCUCAGGAGCUCAAAGAGCGAGAGAAAGAGACGACGACCUCAAAAGGCAAAAGAAACGAGGUCGUCCGCCAGCAGAGAAACUCUCGCCGAACCCUCCGUCGCUCACCAAAAAGAUGAAAAAAAUUGUGGAUGCCGUUAUUAAAUACAAGGAGAAUAACGGGCGUCAGUUAAGUGAGGUUUUCAUUCAGCUGCCAUCACGGAAGGAGCUUCCAGAAUACUACGAACUCAUCCGCAAACCCGUUGACUUCAGAAAGAUUAAGGAACGCAUUCGCAGUCACAGGUACCGCAGCCUGAAUGACCUGGAGAGAGAUGUCAUGCUGUUGUGUCAAAAUGCACAAACCUUCAACCUGGAGGGUUCACUGAUCUACGAGGACUCUAUUGUGCUGCAGUCAGUCUUCACUAGUCUGCGUCAGAAGAUUGAGAGAGAGGAAGAGAGUGAUGGAGAGGAAAGUGAAGAGGAAGAUGAAGAUGAAGGUUCAGAUUCUGAGACUCGGUCAGUAAAGGUGAAAAUUAAAUUAAGCCGUAAGGACAGAAGUGCAGAUCACGGCAGAGGACGCAGGAGAACGGCGAGGACACGAGCUAAACCUGUGGUUAGUGAUGACGAUACAGAUGAAGAACAGGAGGAGGAUCGGUCCAACAGUGCCAGUGAGGAUGAACAGGGAUGAACAUGUUAGUCAACACCACCAACGAUCUGAGACAAACCACUAACCCUAACCAGUAUCAUGUGAAACACAAAUAUAAUCCUACAUUUAGAUAUUCAUCAUAUUACAUUACUGAAAGAAAGAAUCUUUAUGAUUGUAUUUAAAUCUCAUAGUGAUGCUUAGAGACUGUGUUUAGAUGUUGUAAUGUUUUUGUGAUGCUGAAUAUUAAACUCUAGAUAAGUAGAUUUGUGAUCAUCUGUUAACCCUUUGAGUAGAAGUACAAUUGAAUUAUGUGUUAUUAACUUAUGUACACAUAUACAGUAAGCAGCAGUUGUAAUGUAGACCCAGCUGGAUGUUAUUUGUGUAUUCAUCAGUGUGUGUUUAGUUAUAUUGCUGCUACUGGAUCUCUAUGAAUCUCUAUCUGGUGUAGUGCUGGCUGACGGAUUACAUGCACUAGCUGCUUUAUAAUAUAUCACACUGUUAACGCAUGUGCAGUUCAUUCAGUGUUGUGUGUUUGUGUAAAAACAUUAAACUAUUUGCCUGUGUUUCAUUCA